AUUAAAAAAAAACUGCCCGAGUGUAACAGACAACUAGACCGAUUUAUUUCCAAACAUACCAAGUGGAUGGCGUCUAAGAUAACAAUUCCUGUUAGUGAUUUUGAAAACUCCAAGACACCCCAGCAAGUGGGACGCCGAAACUUAUCUUACCAAAAUGCAGGAGAAAGAUUAAAAAGGAAACUGGCAUCGAAUCUGGCAAGUGAAAGUAACCACGACACAAGUCUUUUGAUUCAUGCAGCAACUGUUUCUGCUAGAAAAGAAUGCAAGAGGGACGUUGCCUUUGUUCUUAAAGAAACUUUAAAAACACCAGAAUUUCCAAGCGAAUCGAGGAUGCAAAUUCAAUGCCAAAAACCAACUCCUCUUUCACCAGAUGAAGCUCUAGCUUAUCUCCUGGAAAACACGCUGACAAAACAGCAAUAUAUAAGCACCAGGCUUUUAAAUAAAAGCCAUAACAGCGAUAUAUAUCCGCCGUAUAAUGAAGUGAUCGAAGCUAAAUUACAGUGCCGACCAGAGGGUAUAGAAGUAAUGGAAAACACUGCUCAAGUGCUAUUACAAAAUCUCUUGGAUCAUACAGCGCAAAGAUUAAUUAAGUUGCAAUCUGAUGUUUUCAAGGAAUUUUCAGAUAUCUUUAAAAUCAAAUUAAUUUGCAGCUACGGAUUUGAUGGGACAACUGGUCAUAGUGCUUACAAGCAGAAAUAUGAAACUGAAGCACUUGGCACACCAAUUUCUGAUCAAUCUUUAUUUGUAACUUCUGUCAUACCCAUACAAAUUAUAGAUUCGUUUGAUCGGCAUAUCUGGAUAAACAGAGCACCGCAGUCCAUUCGAUUUUGCAGACCUCUAAAAAUUGAGUUGAUAAAGGAAACUGCUGUCCACAUAAUGAUGGAAAAAAAUCAGUUAGAUAAUCAAAUUAAUAAUCUUACGCCAUUCACUUAUAAAUAUGAUGAAAAUCGUGACAUAGAAGUUAGCUAUGAAAUGCACAUGACACUUAUAGAUGGAAAAGUCCUAAACGUAUUAACAGACACUAAAUCUACUCAAUGUUGUCCGAUCUGUGGAGUCAGCCCAACACAAAUGUUGAAAAUCUCAAAUUUUAGUUCAGAAACCUUUGUACCAAAAGUAAAAGCUUUACAAUUUGGGAGCUGAGAUAAAAAAGUGGCAUAUAAAAGGAGAGGACAAGGUUAAAAUAAGUAUUCGAAAAAAAUAUAUCCAGGAGGAAAUGUGGAGAGAAAUGGGCCUUCGAGUAAGCAUGCCGAAGCAGAAUGGCAGCGGCAAUAGCAAUGAUGGUAAUACGGCAAGAAGAGCUUUCGCAAGUACCAAAUUCUCGUCGAUAACCAGCUUUAACGAACAUCUUUUGGAAAAGUUUCACAUUAUUUUAAUAGCAAUAUCAUCCAACUAUUUUAUAAAUUCCGACAAAUUUCGUUCUUUUUGCGAUAUAACUUUUCAAUUAUAUAUGCAAACGCAUCCAUGGUAUCCUAUGUCACCAACGAUCCAUAAAGUACUGGUCCACGGAUAUCAAAUCAAUAAUUCGGCGUUGGUUCCACUUGGAUGCCUAGGCGAAAAUGCGAGUGAAGCCCGGAAUAAACUUUACAAAAGGGACCGAUUAUCACAUGCAAGGAAAAAUAGUCGGAUCAAUACGAUGAGUGAUA
Molecule: messenger RNA, 1643 nt
Organism: Drosophila sechellia
Lineage: Eukaryota; Metazoa; Arthropoda; Insecta; Diptera; Drosophilidae
Exons: 2
Coding region: 67-1140 (357 amino acids)
Source: RefSeq, a predicted model, not a curated record